Molecule: messenger RNA, 3854 nt
Organism: Formica exsecta
Lineage: Eukaryota; Metazoa; Arthropoda; Insecta; Hymenoptera; Formicidae
Gene: Nep5
Product: neprilysin-11-like
Exons: 19
Coding region: 1099-3711 (870 amino acids)
Biological process (GO): protein processing
Cellular component (GO): plasma membrane
Molecular function (GO): metalloendopeptidase activity
Source: RefSeq, a predicted model, not a curated record
AUUUAGCAUGUAAAUUAGAAUUUUACCAUUUCGUUCUCUUUAACGUAACCUAAUUUAAAUAUUGUAAGAGGAGAAAUUAAAAUAGACAUGAUGAUAUCUAUUAAAAAUUCUUUCAUUUCACUUACUAACACAUUAUGAGCAAGCAUUUGCAUCAAAGUGAACGUUACCGUGGCGUCAACGUUUCCCACCCACAUAAUUACGUUGCACGUAACUUAGGAAUUUUCAAUUUUUUUGUAGAGACCCGAGAAUGCAAAAUGUCGACCAUGUUAUUUAAAAUAGUGUAUGAAAGGAGCAGUUUUUCUUAUAAAAUGAUCACCGCGAGCUUAAAUGGACAAGUAUGCAAUUAUGAUUGCCGUAGUAGUCAGGUGCGUGGCGCGAAUUAUUGCCAUGCAACAAACUUUUUCUGCGUUAUGGAUAACGCAAAAAGAGAAUUGUUGUGAUUCAAAAAUGCAAUCACGCGAAGUAAUAGGUAUGUAUCGUGAUCGAAGUCACCUGUAUUUUACGUAAUACGCUUUUUAUUAUUUACUUUAUUAAACCUGUUUUACACUAUCUCUAUUUGCUUCCCUUUUUCUUAUUAAAUCUCUAUUAAAAACUUGAUCCACAUCUGUGUGUAGUAUAUGUUCAAAUUUUAUCUAUUCUAAAAAAUUUUUGUUUAUUUAUAUUACUUAAACUUUAUUUCUUCUUUUAUUACAUUUUUAAUAGAUCUAUUUUUAUUGUAAUCUAUUUUAAUUUUAUCAGUGAUUUUCUUUUGUUACAUUGCGAGUUUCCUUUUUUCUCUCAACAUUGAUAAAGUAAACUCUAGAAUACCGUAUGCCAUUCAUAUUAUUAAAUAAUGUAAUCUAAUCUUUUUAUAUUAUCUUAAUCUCGGCUAAUUAUUAACGUUUUACACUUUCGGACCAGUUGGUAGUUAAUGCGGCAUAUCGUCAUUUUGAGCAAGCGGCUGUUAAUGAUCACCGACCAACCUAGUAUAAUGUAAUAAUCGCUCGAGUGUAGACUUCGCCACUGAUAGAAAUUUGCAAUUAUUACUCGGUACAUGCGUGUACCAUCAUAUCGAAAGAGUACGAUGGUAUCGUACAAAAAACUGGAGAUCUAUCAUCAAUGGUCGAAAGACAUCGGGUGUCGUUCAUUUCUCGCAGGCGCGUUAUGCGUGGGUGUUAUCGCGGAUGGACAAAUAGGAAAAUUGAUGUUCGAGUCGCCGUUAUUUCUGUUGGUUCGACAAAGAAGCACGAGCACCACUGGGAAAAUGUGAACGUAUGGACAGUCGACGUUGUCCAUACGUUCGGUAUUCAGUGUCGUCAGUUCGAUCCGCUCAGUGGGCCAUUCAGCAUGAACAACGAGCGCAAGGAUGAAGGAUCCGUUUACUCGGUCGGAAACCAAAAUCACUUGGUAUCGAUAAGAUCCAAGCAAACGUACUUCAAGAAACGAUCUCAAGUCUCCAACCUGUUGGUGAUAAUUCUGUGUCUCCUGGUGUGUGUCUUGUUUAUAACAGUCCUGGUACUCGCAAUACUUUAUGCGCAUAGCGGCAUGAUGAAGAUAUGUGAUAGCGAGGAUUGCGUGCGAAUAGCGGCUAGUUUGAAGAAAUCUAUGAACACCUCUGUAGAUCCUUGCGAUGAUUUUUAUCAAUAUGCGUGCGGCAGAUGGCCGCAGGAGCAUCCCAUUCCGGAUUCCAGCCUGACGAAUUCCUGGUUCAGUGAGCGUAGCGAUCGCAUGUUCAAAAAGAUCAAGGAUCUGCUAAAAGUCGACAUGUCCACCGAUGAGGUGCCGUGGGCGGUAAUGCAAGCCAAGACACUGUUUACCAGCUGCAUGGACAUGCGUACGAUAAAUGAGCUCGAUUUGUUUCCAUUGUUCGAUCUGUUGGAGUUACUGAAUUUACCUUUAAUACCCGCGGCUUUCACUAAUGAAACGACUAAUUAUGUCGAGCAAAUGGCUAGGGUGAAGAGAAUUCUGGGGCUUGACAUUUUUUUCGGCUUCAGAAUCAUGUCUGAUCCGAGAAACCACAGCAAUAACUUAAUUUAUUUCGACACUCCGGAUCACUCUAAUCCUUUUCCUAGUUUUAAUUUUAAACUUUUAUUUUUUUUUUUUCGAUUGCGAAAACUGGAAGAUAAUGAAUUUUUAUUCAGCGAUAACGAGAAUGCCGAAUUCGUUUACAUGACGGAUGUUAUCAAGCAAGUUAUCAGUAAUGGCACUGUUAACGCUUGCACUUCGAAAGAUGAAUUAAAUAUGUCAGUGGAAAAAUUACAGGAAUUUGUCGGAACGCUUUAUAGAAUUAGCAACUCGAUUUAUUACAUAGUUCAUGCAAAUUCAAAUUACACCAUUUCCGAAGAGAAUUUGAGCGACAAAGAUUACAUGUUGGUGGACGAUCUCCAAAAAUUGACGGAUGAAUAUAUCAUGGAGGUAAAUUCAUCUCUUGUACCUAAACCGAUUUGGCGAUCUUUUGUUGAGUCAAUUUUCGAGGGAAUCGUCACGUUGGACCUCGAUAAAAAAGAUAAAGUUCUUGUCGGCAAUCUGGAUUAUUUGAAAGACGCAGCAUUAAUUCUCGCUGUUUUUGAGGAAGAAGAUCUAGAAAGUUACGUUUGGUGGGCCGUCGUAGAUAUCGUAGUGCCUCACUCUUCCGAGAAGCUUAGAGACAUUUGGGUGACGUAUGUAAAUAAAGUAAUGCAAGUGGAGGUUAGCGAAUCCAAAUCUUUGCACUGCGCGUCAACUGUCAAUGGAUUAAUGGGAAUGGCGGUCUCGUGGUUGUUCGUAGAUCCGACAUUCCACAGUAAUAAUGCUCAUAAAGUGAUGGAGAUGUUGGAGGACAUAAGAAAAGCAUUUGCUUCGCUUGUCAUUAAAAUGGACUGGAUGGAUAAAUCGACGAAAAUAGCAACGCUUGAAAAGAACCGAAAGAUGAGUUCCGCAAUCGGAUUUCCCGAAUGGCUCUUUGAUGAAAAGAAGCUCGACGAAUAUUACGAAGGCAUAGAUUUGUCCAAGACGAAGUAUCUGGAUAACAUGAUACAGAUCAUUCGAUUACAAUGGAACACUACGUGGGCGAGCUUGCAUCAUUAUAAUUUGAACAACGAAUCAUACUGGGCGACCGAUCCUACUGAUGUAAAUGCGUACCAUACCUUUCAAAUUAAUCAUAUAACUAUACCUAUCGGAAUUCUGCAAUUCCCAUUCUAUGAAUUGGGUCUCGAAGCUUUGAAUUAUGGCGCCAUCGGUUCUGUACUUGGACAUGAAUUAACUCAUGGAUUCGACGAUAGCGGCCGAUAUUACGACAGCGACGGAAAUCUUCGGGAAUGGUGGACCAACGAGACCAUCUCGGAGUACACUACAAGGACCCAAUGCUUCAUAGAUCACUACAAUACUUAUUACGAGAAUGAGAUCGAUGAUUAUAUCGACGGUGAGCUGACCUUGGGCGAGAACAUUGCUGAUAAUGGAGGUUUUCGCGAGGCUUUCGUAGCUUAUGGAAUAUGGAAGGCCCGGCACGGUCAAGAGCCCUUACUUCCGGGAUUUACACAGCUCACGCACGAGCAGUUAUUGUUUCUCGCCUUUGCACAUUUGUGGUGCGAAUCUUACUCUGCUGCAUCACUAAAGUGGAUGCUGGAGGACUCUCACAGCCCCGCCCACGUAAGGCUUCAAGCGGUAUUGAAAAAUUCUAAAGAAUUUAGCGCUGCGUGGAAGUGUCCCGUAGGAUCGAAUAUGAAUCCGUCGAAGAAGUGUCAUCUGUGGUAGCGACUACAGCUUUGACACACGGACAAAAGAUAGCCUUGGUGCUUUGCUAUUUGAUUAUCGUUGAUCAAUCAAAUAUUUAUCAUUCAAAAAUACGAAGUAAAGCUCACGUGCGAAAUACAUGCGUCAGAAAGAGAAAAAAAAAA